Messenger RNA from Daphnia magna, 992 nucleotides. It is a transcript of the gene Prosbeta2, whose product is annotated as proteasome subunit beta type-7. The transcript is spliced from 4 exons. Gene Ontology annotation, molecular function: threonine-type endopeptidase activity. The record is from RefSeq and is a predicted model, not a curated record. Lineage: Eukaryota; Metazoa; Arthropoda; Branchiopoda; Diplostraca; Daphniidae. Gene Ontology annotation, cellular component: proteasome core complex. The coding region runs from base 96 to 926 and encodes 276 amino acids.
AACACUGCGAUGAUUUUCACUUUGUGAACAGUCGACGACAAUUUUGAGCGACCUGACUGUUGUCUCUGAAGCAUCAGUUUUUCUAGCAUAUCGUCAUGGCGUCUACAAAAGUGGUAAAUAUUCCAAAGGGAGGAUUUUCUUUUGAAAAUUGUCAAAGGAACAAUUUCAUGGCCAACCAAGGUUUUCCGGCUCCCAAAGCUGUCAAAACGGGAACAACCAUUGCUGGUUUCAUUUUUAAGGAUGGUGUGAUUCUCGGGGCCGAUACACGAGCAACAGAGGGAAAUAUCGUCGCCGAUAAAAACUGCUUUAAGCUUCACUACAUGGCACCUAACAUUUACUGUGCUGGUGCAGGCACUGCUGCUGAUCUGGAAAUGACAACAUUGCAAAUGUCAUCUCAGUUGGAACUUCACAGGCUGAAUACUGGACGUCAGAUUAAGGUGGCAACAGCCAAUCGCCUGCUCAAGCAAAUGCUGUUUCGUUACCAGGGUCAUAUAGGUGCUGCCUUGGUUCUUGGUGGCAUUGACAGCUCUGGGCCCCAUGUCUGUUGCAUUUACCCGCACGGCUCGACCGAUUCCUUGCCUUUCGUAGCCAUGGGUUCUGGUUCGUUGGCCGCCAUGGCUUUCUUGGAAUCAGGUUGGAAGCCUGAUAUGGAAUUGGCUGAAGCCAAAGUGCUUAUGAGAAACGCCAUUUGCGGUGGUAUCUUCAACGAUUUAAUGUCUGGCAGUCACGUUGAUUUGUGCAUCAUCACCCGCGAGAAGGCUGAAAUGAUCCGACCUUUCGAGGUAGCUAACGUCAAAGGUGAACGACAAGGCUCUUAUCGCUAUCCCCAUGGCUGCACAGCCACCCUCUCAACUCGAGUAAUCCCCAUCGAGAUCGAAUCGACGGUCGUGCGUCCAGUUGCAGAAGAGAGCAUGGAUACGGCUUGAAUAUCAUCCAUUGCUUAAUCUUUUUUCAUUUGGAACAAAAAGAAAUAAAAAGACCCCGACAUCCCA